Aspergillus fumigatus Af293 is the source of this 1674-nucleotide messenger RNA. It is a transcript of the gene ulaA, whose product is annotated as putative ubiquitin-like activating enzyme (UlaA). Gene Ontology annotation, biological process: protein neddylation. The record is from RefSeq and is a predicted model, not a curated record. Lineage: Eukaryota; Fungi; Ascomycota; Eurotiomycetes; Eurotiales; Aspergillaceae. Gene Ontology annotation, molecular function: NEDD8 activating enzyme activity. Gene Ontology annotation, cellular component: cytoplasm.
AUGACUGAUACUUUCCCUGCUGCCCUGGUAGGGCCGUCUUCGAAGGAGAGGAAGUACGAUCGCCAACUACGUUUGUGGGCUGCGAGCGGGCAGCAAGCUCUUGAAGAGUCUCGUGUUUUAUUGGUCAACUCCGAUGGUUCCUGGGGAGAUCAAGGCACUGGAGUAUCGGGCGUGGCUGGCGUCGAAACCCUCAAGAACCUUGUGCUCCCCGGCAUUGGUGGCUUCACCAUUGUAGAUCCUGCUGUUGUUACAGAGCCUGAUCUGGGAGUGAACUUCUUUCUCGAGUCAGAGAGUCUGGGGAAAUCUAGAGCUGAGGAAACCUGCCGCCUGUUGAGAGAGUUGAACCCAGAUGUCGAAGGAAGUUUUCGUCCAAAGUCCAUCUCAGAAGUCUUGCAACAGGAGCCAGACUUUCUUGCGCAGCAUAGGCUGGUGUUGAUAUCCGGUCCUGUGAAACGUUCUACUUUAGAUACUGUUUGCAACGCUGCCAAGGCACUGAAUAUCCCAGUGCUAUAUCUGCGCUCUGUCGGGUUCUACUCUGUCUUUUCCCUUCAGCUUCCAGCAGAUUUUCCCAUAGUAGAGACACAUCCGGAUCCUGAAGCGACACAAGACCUUCGUCUUCUUAACCCAUGGCCAGAAUUGGCAGCGGCUGGCGCCAGCAUUAGCAACCUGGACAGUAUGGACGACCACCAACAUGGCCACGUGCCGUAUGUAUUGUUACUGCUUCACUACCUGGAAAAGUGGAAACAAGCCCAUGACGGCAAGGUGCCUUCAAAUUACAAGGAGAAAUCAGAGUUCAGGGAGUUUGUUCGGGCUAGUGCCAGGACGAAUAAUGCCGAAGGAGGCGAAGAGAACUAUGACGAGGCAGUUGCUGCGGUACUGAAAUCAUUGAAUCCAUUCAGUUUGCGCGGCUCAAUCCGUGAGAUUUUCGAGAUGGACCAGUGCAAGAACCUCAAACAGAACUCAGCUGAAUUCUGGCUCAUUGCGGCAGCUGUUCAUGAAUUUUACCAAACGCACAAGGUGCUCCCUCUGCCUGGCUCGCUACCUGACAUGAAAGCUCAAUCGGCCGACUAUGUCUCUCUUCAAAAUAUCUACAAAUCGAAAGCAAGAAAGGACGUGGAAGAGGUAACAGCAACAGUCAGAAGGCUCGAAGCUCAGUUGGGACCACGGGCGGCCGUCAUUCCCGACAAAGAUAUUGAGAUAUUUUGCAAGAACGCUGCUCACAUCAAAGUUAUUCAUGGCCGUGAUAUCCCUCGCAUCAACGGCGACGCGCAGACUCUGAAAGCGAUCACAGAUAACCUCAGCUCUUCCGAAGCACUUGUUCCGAUCUUCAUUGCCUGUCAAAUUCUGGAUGACAUCGUGACCGACAUUCAGGAAUCCAAUAUCGCUGAUGUAUCUCUUGAUGACGAGUCCCUGUGGAAUACCCACAUUCAACAAGUCAUCAGUAAUCUUGCCUCCGAUCCUACUGCUAUUGACGAACGAGCACGGGAGAAGAUCUUGGAAGCUACGCAAGAGUUGAGACGCACAGAAGGUGGGGAGCUACAUAACAUAUCCGCUCUCACAGGUGGGCUAGUGGCGCAGGAAGCACUGAAGGUGAUCACAAGGCAGUAUGUGCCACUGGACAACACAUGCAUAUUUGAUGGCGUACGGAGUCGCAGCGAGAUGUACAGGUUGUGA